Messenger RNA from Oikopleura dioica, 1110 nucleotides. The record is from the annotation of a GenBank genome assembly. Lineage: Eukaryota; Metazoa; Chordata; Appendicularia; Copelata; Oikopleuridae.
AUGGACACCGAUCGACCGGGAAGUUUUCUCGACAUUAACGCGAAAGGAAACGAAAGCCAGCCGCGAAAUAUGUUUGGCAAUGAAUCCCGGUUGAUGUCAGCCAGCCAAUCACGCGCUGCCAUUCAGGCAGACAUCGAGGAUAACAGCCGCGAGGCAGUUAUAAAUUUACGGAUUGGAGUGCGUCUGAACAAGUUCAUCGACAUCCUGAAAAACGUGAAGGAAUUCAAGCUAAACGAAAACGACAGAGAAGUCGCGGCGUUUUUGACUAGCUUGGAGGCGACAGUGAAAAACGUUGCCGCGGGGGAAGAAAACGCGCUGUUCCUCGAGGAAGAGAGAUGGAAUAAGCAGCUCUCCGUUGCCUUUCGCUUGCUGACAUUGCGCGCGUCGAGGGAUUUACUCACCGCGUGGCUAGAGGCACCGAACCGCGUCAAUAUGUACUGCUCUCACCUGUACGUGGAAACGGACCCGUUUAGUCCCAGGAACAGCGGGUUCAGGAUUCGUUUAGCUCGCGUGGAAGGUGGUUCGGCUGGUCUGAAAAAGCUUAUUGCUCAAACAAUGGCUGAAGUUAGUCCUGAGGACAUCGUGGACCACGCUUUAUACUGCGGAAAACAGCUCUUGGGCGCGAUCGCACCGUCAUGGAUCGACCCGCCGCUGAGCGGAACGCCGAGCGAAGACGAAAUCGCGGAAUGGGUGGCCAGAGUCAACCAGGAAACGAUCAAAACGCGAGAGGGGGCCUUGGAAUUCAUAAGCCAGCUCGAAGGGAUGAAAAACUGGUCUAUUGAUCAGACGAUCUCCUACCUGAGGAAUUGGUCGGAGAAGGCGAAGCUCACCAACGUCUUCGCGCUGGACCACCAAAGCGAAACGCCCAUCAUAACGAUCCAGAAUAACGGAGAACUUAGAGCUUUGGGAAUACGAUGGAGCCAGGAAAAUAACCGUUACCAGGUGGAGCGCGUGAGAAAGCCCAACUGGUGCUACAAUUGGCGCGUAGUAACGGAAGGCCGGAACUUGGGCGAAGCAGACGGAGGUUUCCGCCCACCAAACGCGUACAAACGACCAGCUCCUUCGCGACCCGGCUACGGAAAACGCGGUAGAGGUGGAAUGCGCCGCUAA